UUUUCUUCAAAGGAUUCCUAUAGAUCAAAGUGGCUUAAGUUCUCAUUCAAUAUUGCCUAGCCACACAACUCUAUAUAAAGCCAUGAAAAUAAUCCAUUACCACAAUGACAAUACAAAAACCUAGCUAAUAACAAGAACUAGAAGAGUGAAUUUUCAAAUAUUGAUUUUUUAUAUGCUAUAAUUACUAGUUGAGAAAUUAUAAUAUUAGAUAUAUUUAUAUAUAUUAUGGCAAAUUUGCAAAUAGUUCCAGCUUACAAAAAUAAUGUGGAGGCUCAGUAUGUGGAGAUGAUGGUGCCACUUUAUUCUUAUGGAUGUGAGAGGAAAAUUAAGAAGUCUUUAUCUCAUCUCAAAGGAAUAUACUCAGUGAAUGUGGAUUAUCAUCAACAGAAAGUAACUGUUUGGGGAAUAUGUAACAAAUAUGAUGUGUUAACAACUGUAAAGAGCAAGAGAAAAGAUGCAAGAUUUUGGAACCCUAGCGAAAACAUUGACUUUUCGGAAGAGUCAAAGUUGGAACCAAUUUCUUCACAAUCUCCUUCUUCAAAUAAUCAUGACUACAUCUCUACUAUUUCAAUGUCCAAACCUUCUUUGGCUCUCACUAGGGUUAAAUCUUUUAGUUGGAAAGCAAUGAAGAAAGUUUUCACAAGAUCUCACUCCUUUUAAUCAUAAUAGUAAUUUAAGUGUUGUUUAAUGACAAAAGAGAGUUUUUCAAAGACUAAGAAAUGAGUGUAAAUUUGGCCUAUUAAUGGACUUCAUCUCAAUCUUAGUUUGUACAUAUUUUGUCUCAAUUCAAGUAUUAAUUUAUAGCGA
Molecule: messenger RNA, 807 nt
Organism: Cannabis sativa
Lineage: Eukaryota; Viridiplantae; Streptophyta; Magnoliopsida; Rosales; Cannabaceae
Product: heavy metal-associated isoprenylated plant protein 28-like
Exons: 2
Coding region: 226-660 (144 amino acids)
Molecular function (GO): metal ion binding
Source: RefSeq, a predicted model, not a curated record